AUGUUGGACCUGCCCAUUCUGGCCUCCCCAGACAUGGCUGACAGCUGGUUGAACCUGCAGUCAGAGGAAGAAAGAGGGCAGGAAAGCAGCAUGGGGGACUCUGCCAACCUGGACGACAGCCUGACCAGCCUACAGUGGCUUCAAGAGUUUUCCAUCAUCAAUGCCAACGUGGGCAAGUCUUCCUCUUCUCCCAGCAGCUCGGACCCUCACGGCUACCACAAGAUCCCUGGCUCUGCUGCUCCUUGCUCCCCCUUGGCUGCUGACCCAGCUUGCAUUGGGAUGCCCCACACCCCCGGCAAGCCCAUUUCAUCUUCCACCUCCAGGACUACUCACCUGGGGAUGGGCAUGCAGGCCCAGCCCUUGGAAGACAUAGAUUACAAGACCAACCCUCAUGUGAAGCCCCCUUACUCCUAUGCGACGCUCAUCUGCAUGGCCAUGGAAGCCAGCAAGAAAACCAAAAUCACCCUUUCGGCCAUCUACAAAUGGAUUACGGACAACUUCUGCUACUUCAGACACGCUGACCCCACCUGGCAGAAUUCCAUCCGGCACAACCUAUCCUUGAACAAGUGCUUCAUCAAGGUGCCGCGAGAGAAGGACGAGCCGGGGAAAGGUGGAUUCUGGAAGAUCGACCCUCAGUACGCAGACAGGCUCAUGAAUGGGGCCUUCAAGAAACGCAGGAUGCCCCCUGUGCAGAUCCACCCAGCCUUCACCAGCAGAGUCCAACAAGAAGCCGGGACUGUUGCCAACCAGGCAGCAUCCUCUUGGUCCAACGACAGUGUCCUGAAUGUCAACAUGGAGUCACAGCAGCUGCUCAAAGAGUUUGAGGAAGUCACGAGUGACCAGAAUUGGAACCCAGCGGAUGGGAAAAUGGGCCACAAACGUAAGCAGCCAUUGCCCAAACGGAUGCACAAGACAGCUCGCCUCUCUAGCUCCCCCUUGCUCACCCAGGAAGAACAGACAGAGCUUGGCUCAUUGAAAGGUGACUUUGACUGGGAAGCUAUCUUUGAUACCACCUUGAAUGGUGACUUCUCCACUUUUGAGGAUCUGGAGCUCACACCUCCUAUUAGCCCAAUAACCAGAGAUGUGGACUUGACAGUGCAUGGAAGACACAUUGACUGUCCACAGGAAUGGUGCCCAGUCGGGCAAGAUCAGGUCCUAACAGAAUCCAACCAGAACAACUUAGACUUUGAUGAAACCUUCAUGGCCACUUCUUUCCUUCAGCAUCCCUGGGAUGAAGAGAGAAAUGAUUAUCUCUCAAAUUCGGUCAACAUGGACCAGUUGUUUGAACUCAACGACUCUUCUUUGCCCACAGACAUGAGUGACUGGAGCAGUAUGGGAUCUUUUUUAUAA
Molecule: messenger RNA, 1350 nt
Organism: Emys orbicularis (European pond turtle)
Lineage: Eukaryota; Metazoa; Chordata; Testudines; Emydidae
Gene: FOXJ1
Product: forkhead box J1
Exons: 2
Coding region: 1-1350 (449 amino acids)
Biological process (GO): regulation of transcription by RNA polymerase II
Cellular component (GO): nucleus
Molecular function (GO): RNA polymerase II cis-regulatory region sequence-specific DNA binding; DNA-binding transcription factor activity, RNA polymerase II-specific
Source: RefSeq, a predicted model, not a curated record